AUAUGGACGUCAGAGGAGGAGUAAAUACGCGAUGACAGGAGAAUAACAACAUGACAGUCCCUCUACAGUUGGAAGAGGAUGGGAAGUCCCACCGUGCUUUUGUCUCCUGUGAGAAGAGAACUUUAGCGCCCCGUCUUGAUUGGCUCCUUUUAGUUUUCUAUGAAGUCUUUUCAUGGUGUCGCCUGAUUGGUCCUUCAGACCUGUGUGAGGACUGAUCUGCCAAUUGUUAUCAGUCUUGCAGCGUCUUUCCUCUGCAGCUCGGCGUUCCACGAACGACAGGAUAAGGAAGGAAGAUCUCAGUUUACUGCAGCUGAACCAGGAUUUCGCUGAAGUGAUCUUCACCAUGGAGGUGCCCAGUAGACCGCCGCCUUCCGACUUCAAACUCCGUAAAUCGGCUUCAUCUCCUCUACGCUAUUCAGGAGCAAUAAAGAAGGUUUCCAAGAAAAAACAAAUGGGGGGAAAUUUGCCGGAAUAUGGAAAUGAAGAAAAUGACAAUCAGUUUGAAGAGAAUAAACUUGACACUGAGGAAGAGACAGUAGAGGAAUCUGUGUUUCUAAAACCACCAACUGAUUCCUCGGAAGUCGUAGAUGCAGCUGCGCAUCAAAUACUGAUAAGACUACCUUCACAGGACAGUUUCUCAGAGGAGAGCUUUGUGUCAGAGGAGCGGCUGGCAGAGGAAGCCAAAAAGAAGAAGGAGGAGGAGGAGGCAGCAGCGAAGGAGAGGCAAGCUCAGAGACAGAUGAUGGCUAUAGAAGAGCUUGCCCAAUCAGAGAAGAGUUACCUCAGAAUGCUGCAGAUUUGCACUGUAAACAUCAGGAACAACCUGCAGAACCUCCAGCCUCCUCCACCCAACCUGGACAGUGUGUUUCUCUACAUAGAUGAGGUGAUGGAUGUAUCAGGUCGGCUUCUCAGCAUGUUGGACCAAAAGCAGCUCACCCCUGAAAACCCAGACUUCCUAGAAACCCUCUGUACCUCAUUCCUCAGCCUCUCCUCAGAUAUUGAAGCAGCUUAUAAAGAAUACUUGCGGCACUAUAAUCAUGUCUCAUUAGUGGAGAACAGCUACAAACAGAAGGAGGCACUUUGGAAUGACAUCGUUACAAUCAUCAAGACCUCAGCACCUGAGGUCAAUGCCACCUCUUUGAGUUUCUUCUUGGUGAUGCCGGUGCAGCGGAUUGCCCGCUAUCCUCUCCUCCUGCAGACCAUCCAGAAGCACACUGACCCCUCUCACCCAGCAUACGGCCUCCUGGAGCAGACUGCUCACACUUCUGUCGCCUUAAAUUGUCGUAUUAACGAGUACAAACGCUUCAGAGAAGUCGCUGAUAAAUACAAGAAGACGGAAAACCUGACUAUUAUCGACAAGAUCAACCGACUUAACACACACAGCAUCGCAAAGAAGACAGCAAGGUUCAGUCAGCACAUCAAACACGAGACUGGAAUGGUGCCAAAGCUGGUGGAUGAAGAGUUUGAUGCCCUUGAAGGUUUCUUUAACAUUCUGGAGGAUGGGAUCCUGGUUCUUCUGGAGAACGUGGAAACAUACCUGCUCCACCUACAGAGGUUCCUGGAAUGUAAGACAGAAGAGUUCGACUUUGACAUGGAUGGAGAAAAGACCCCUAUUUGCUAUAAGGAGAUCAAUACUGCGCUCAGACAGUGGAUCCUUCCAAUGUUUGAAAAAAGGAUGAGGGUUCUGAUCUACAAACCCCUCUGUGACCUCCGUGACCUCCUGGUCGGCCCCAAGAACCUGAUUAGAAAGAGACUCCACAAGCUGCUGGACUACGAAGUGAUCGAAGGCAAAUCCAAACUGAGCUACGACGAACAGGCUGUGGCAAACGCAUACAAGACAAUUAACACGCUGCUCCUCAAUGAGCUUCCUCGCUUUAAUGGCCUAGCUCUGCAGAUGAUCUGGCGAAUGUUGGGAACGUUCAGCUGCUUGCAUCGAGAUCUGGCUGCAGACAUGGAGCAGGUCUUUCAAAGCUUUGCUCAACAGCUCCCUCACAGCUCUCUGCACCCUAAGGAAUUCCAGGAGUGGGUGGAAUCUGCAGUGCUGGAAGGAGCGAGGCAGUUGGAGACUUUAUGCCAAAGUGUGGAGGAAGCUCUCAAUGCUCCAGCUGCCCAGCCUCUGAGCCCAUCCUCUCAGCGCCGUCUGAAGCAGCUGACAGAUAAACACGGCUCUGGUAAGAUCUUCCAGGUGACAAGCACGGUGGUGGCCACCCGGGACUUCGACCUGAACCUGACUAAGGGAGAGUUGGUGGCCCUCAUCAGCGAGACCGACACCCGCGGAGACAAACGGAGGUGGCUGGUUGAUGCAGGAGGAAAAAAAGGCUAUGUUGCGUCCUCAAAGCUCGCUCGCUAUCACCAAGCAGUGGAGGACCCGCCCCCCUCUCCAUUUCUUCCUAUGCCAGCGGAUAUGAGCGGAUUAAGGAGACAUUCCUGCACCCCAGACCCCCAACUCAUCCAGGUGACAAGUCGACCUUUAUUCCAGGUGAUUGCUGCCUACGACUUCACAGCCAGAGGAAACCAUGAAGUAUCUGUCCAUGCCGGUGAGCCCGUCCGCGUCCUGGAGCCCCACGAUAAACGAGGGAACCCUGAGUGGAGCCUGGUGGAGGCCAGGGGUCAGAGAGGCUAUGUGCCCUCCAACUACCUCACCAGGACACCAGUGAUCUCUUCACUAGGAAGGCAGUAAAACACUAGCAUGUUAUAUACAGUCUACUAUAUUUGGCUUUGAACCUGCAGCUGCUUCUAAAACAUGUAAAAUACAUGCUUUAUAUGUCAGAAGAAAUUUUAAACUACA
Messenger RNA from Cyprinodon variegatus (sheepshead minnow), 2788 nucleotides. It is a transcript of the gene arhgef37, whose product is annotated as Rho guanine nucleotide exchange factor 37. The transcript is spliced from 16 exons. Gene Ontology annotation, molecular function: guanyl-nucleotide exchange factor activity; protein binding. The record is from RefSeq and is a predicted model, not a curated record. NCBI's taxonomy places the organism in Eukaryota, Metazoa, Chordata, Actinopteri, Cyprinodontiformes, Cyprinodontidae. Bases 344 to 2680 code for a protein of 778 amino acids.